AACUACGGCUUGGAGACUGAAAAUCUGAGAACGCUCUCCCACAAGCUGAACGCGUCUGCCAAAAAUCUUCAAAACUUCAUCACAGGUAGAAGAAGGAGCGGUCAUUAUGAUGGACGGGCCUCCCGAAGGCUGCCAAACGAUUUCCUUACCUCUGUCGUUGACUUGAUUGGUGCUGCCAAAAAUUUGCUUGCCUGGUUAGACAGGUCCCCAUUUGUCAGCGUGACAGAAUACUCGCUGCUGAAAAAUAAUAUUGUUCAGCUCUGCUUAGAACUCACUACCAUUGUUCAACAGGAUUGCACCGUGUAUGAAACAGAAAAUAAAAUUCUUCAUGUGUGUAAAACGCUGUCUGGUAUCUGUGAUCAUAUCAUCUCUCUUUCAUCAGAUUCUCUGGUGUCUCAGUCAGCUCAUCUUGAAGUUGUUCAUCUUACCAGCAUCAUGCCCAGUGAAGGUUUGGGAAUGUACAUUAAAUCAACCUAUGAUGGACUACAUGUGAUCACUGGGACAACAGAAAAUUCUCCAGCAGACCAAUGUAAGAAAAUCCAUGCGGGAGAUGAGGUGAUCCAGGUCAACCAUCAAACGGUGGUUGGCUGGCAAUUAAAGAAUCUGGUCAAUGCGUUGCGUGAAGACCCAAAUGGAGUGAUCUUAACGUUGAAGAAGCGACCUCAGAAUACUCUUGUUUCUGCUCCGGCACUUCUCAAGAACGUCAGGUGGAAACCCCUUGCUCUCCAGCCUGUGAUCCCAACCAGCCCAACCAGCAGCUUUACCACACCAACCAGCACAAUGGGCAUGAACUCCAAAAUGGACAACUCAACUCUGCAAGAUGUUUUUAUCUUCUCCCCUGUCUCAGGACUCUACGGCCCCAGGGAUGACAUCGGCCUUGUGUCAUGUGAUGAAAUCAGCAAAUACGGGAUUGGGAAGUCUGGAAUGAAAGGUUCGGAAUCUCCAAGCUACUUCUUGGAACAAGAAAGCGGAAAGUAUUACACGUUAGUUGAAGGCGAGGACCAUCCCAUGAGUUCUGAAUACGAAAGAGGUAGAGUGACAGGGGUGCGGAGAAGAGAAAAGACACCUACGCAUGGUGAUCUGAGGCCAGUUUCUAUGCCAACAGAAUACAGCUGGAUAGGAGAUUCAAAAGAGCCAAACAUGUACAAGAGAGGUAGCCGCGAUUCUGAGAACUCACUCCUACGAUACCUGAGUGAUGACAAGAUCUUAGUGAUCCAAGAAGAACCAGUGACCCAAAAAGAUAACAAGCGGGAUACAGGCCGGCGGUCCAGGAAGAAGGGCAAGAAUGGUGGAAGUCCUAAUUAUCCUGUUAGCUCCUCCGUGAUGACUUCGUCUACUAAUGUACGGCUUGAACCCGGACAGCAGGAUGUCCUAAAUUUCUCCUUAGCUGAGAGCAACACCGUCCCCCUCUAUCACCUGGAUACUGGCAAUUUCUGA
Molecule: messenger RNA, 1437 nt
Organism: Protobothrops mucrosquamatus (brown spotted pit viper)
Lineage: Eukaryota; Metazoa; Chordata; Lepidosauria; Squamata; Viperidae
Product: connector enhancer of kinase suppressor of ras 2-like
Exons: 12
Biological process (GO): regulation of signal transduction
Cellular component (GO): cytoplasm; membrane
Molecular function (GO): protein binding
Source: RefSeq, a predicted model, not a curated record